Messenger RNA from Entrophospora sp. SA101, 702 nucleotides. The record is from the annotation of a GenBank genome assembly. NCBI's taxonomy places the organism in Eukaryota, Fungi, Glomeromycota, Glomeromycetes, Entrophosporales, Entrophosporaceae.
AUGGUUUUCUCGUCUUUCUCUAUUUCUCUACGUAAAGCCCAAGAUAAUUGUAUUAGAUUUACUGUUCGUGAAAUAAAUUCUAGAAAAUUAUGUUGGCAUUAUCCUUUAAGCAAUUACAUAAUAACUGAUCAAUCAAUUGAUUCAGUGUUGGCAAAUUACGAUUGUUUUCCACUUCAAAUAGUAGAGUUAUUAGGUGUCAUUAAAACUGCAGCAAUAGAUUGGUCAAAAGUAACAGUUUCACUUGGAUUAAAACGAGAAACAGUUCUGUCACUACAAGCUUUUCGAAAACGUAAUGAGGAGGCAAAAAGAAAUCUAGCAGCAUUGAAGGAACAAAAAAAGGAUGUAGAUUUUGAACAUUAUCGUAAAAUUUUGAAGAAUCAAGCAAUAGUUAACGAGGCUGAAAAGGUUUUCAAAUCGUUUAAACCUACUAAAGUUGAUUUGGAUAAGCAAAUAAAUAUUAUUGAAACUUUUGAGAAUAAGGCUGUUGCAAAUGCAGAAAAAACUGUAUCCAGAUUUGAUUCAGAAUUUCAACAAUUGCAAAAAACCUUGACAGAUAUUGAAAAGGCUAGACCUUUUGAGGAUACUACAGUCGAUGAUAUAGUUAAAGCUAAACCAGAGAUUAAUGAUAUUGUAGAGAAAAUGAUUAAGAAGGGACAAUGGACUGUACCUGGUUAUUUUGAAAAAUUUGGUUAUGGAUUUUAA